Molecule: messenger RNA, 593 nt
Organism: Chlorocebus sabaeus (green monkey)
Lineage: Eukaryota; Metazoa; Chordata; Mammalia; Primates; Cercopithecidae
Source: RefSeq, a predicted model, not a curated record
AUGACCCCUGCCCCGCAGCUUCCAGCCCGUGCUGGGCCGCGGCCCCCAGGCCCUUGCCUGUCCUACAACAACCUGUCCAGGGCCAUCAUGGCAUCAUCCAGGAGCACAAGGACAGGGAGGGCCCAUGAGUGCCUGCUGCGAUCCCAGGCCAACUCACUCUUCGGCGACUCGGGCAUCUAUAGCGUGCCCAGCUUCUAUACCCUGCAGCAGGCCAGUGUGCCGUCCCAGGGCCCCCAAGGUUCGCGCUGCGCUACGGCUCAGAGAGGACCUUGUGGCUGGGCCACGGCUUCGGCGGUGCCAUCAGCCCUGCCUGCAGACCUCACUGUCCUUGCUGUCAGCUCCGUGAGCCAUGCACCGCAGAUGUCGUCCUCCCUGCAGGCUGAUAAGGCCAGCAGCAGCGCCCUGGGGCCCCAGUCCAGCAGUGACUCACACAGGAGUCAGUCACACUCCAGGGCCUGCCACUCCUGACAAAGGCACUCUGACUCACCGUCCUACGUGGGCCCCAGAGCUGUCGCUUUCAUCCACACAGACCUCCCAGAGCCACUGCCCUCGCUGGCUCCGUGCAGAGGUGGAGUGCCAGGAGGUGCGGGUGG